UUUGAAAAAUUAUUUUCAUUCAAAGCACUAGGAAUGCGUGAUCGGCUAACUAAAUCUGAAUUCAGUAUUAUUUCGAAAUUAGAUGGACGCGAAGAAUAGGGGAAAAAACACGUAGCAAAAUCGAAAGGGAGAGAGUAAUUUUUGUGUAAUAUCCUGCCAUAAGCGCGCACAUUAGAAUGGUGCUGUACUUUACAUUAAAUUAAAUGACAAAAAAAAGCACAAUGGAACGAAGAAAAGUACGUAGCAAAACUGUAUAAAAAAACAAAAAAAAAGUCUGUGAGUAUGGGGAUGGCAAUUUGGAGGAGAAAGUGUACAAUAUAUACCAAAAGAAAAUCCGAAAAAGUGGGUAACGAUGUAAGAAUGAAAGUAGUGAAUAAGCGAAGAGGAAGAAUGAUAAUACACGAUAAACAAAAUAAAUAAAAAAAAAACGAGAAAGUAUUGUAACGAAGAAAAAAUUGAAAAAAAAAAAGAAGUAUAUAACUUUUGUGUGCAUGUAUAAUGAAAAAUUUUUCGUUUCUUGGCCAAAGCGACGGAAGAAACGUGAUGUUUGAGAUGCCUUGUAUAUGUGCCAGCUAUUUAUAUUUGUGAUUAUUAUCUAUAUUUUCUAUUCUCAUAAAUCGCCGAACGAAUCGCGCGCUCGUCUUUCUUUUUCUCACUGUGAGUUUUUUUUUUCUUGUCAAAGGGGGGGGUAUAUAAAUAUACUCUAUCAUUACGAUAUACAUAAAUACAAAGAAAGCAUUUUCAUGCCGUCAUGUAUAAAAAAAAUGUUUUAACAAAAAAUGUCUUGUAAGUUUAUAAGUAAUAAUAGCGGGGGUGUUGAAAAAUGACUUUUUUAACAAAAAAAAAAAAAAAAAGAAGAAACCUUAACAUACCGUCGCAAUUACUGCGUUCACGAUAUAAUAUUAUCCCGUAUAUGAUGAUAACGAAUGAAAAAAAAAAAAUCACACAGAUUGUACUUUUGCUUUGAUUAAGUUUUCUCCGAUGAUUUUAUCAAUAAAAAUAUCAUUUAAAUCAAAAAUUAUAAAUGUUCUUUUGUUAUUUUCUCAACAGAUCUUCGAGGCCUUUCCAAAAUUUCCAAUUCCAAAAGCAGAGUCCAGCUUCGUCCGUUAAUCCCGUUCAUGUUUCGUCAUUCAAUAUAGAAAAAUUUGUUUGGUACCGUAUUUACGCGUACUUGAAUGAAUAAAGAUUGGUCCAAAAUCGUGUUACUCGUAUUGUGUGUUUAUAAAUUAUAUACAAUAAUUGUCAUUCAAUUUAAUAAUUACUCGUGCCACUUGUUUUCCAAAUGGUCAAAAAGAUAAUGAAUAUUAACUUUGACUUAAUUUUCUUACAUAGGAUCAAAAUUUGUAAUGAGUUCGGUUGAUACAAACAAAAAUGCCUACUUAACUUAAUUCUAGCAAUCUAUUGAAAUGAAUUUACCGCUACGAAAAAGUCUUCGAACGUCAGCCGAUCGCAUGCGUAAACGCUCACGGACACUGUAUACGCUUAUUAAACGUGUGUCGCGUAAGCCAUUUACUUACGAAAAUACUCGGCUAUAGAUUCGUCAUGUAAACAGAACACAAGAGAAGCAGCAGCUGGCCAGUAACGAAUCGUCGACUUCGAAUCUUCGAAUCUCUGUUUUCGAUCGAUAAAACGUGCGCGCGUUCGCGAAAAUGUCUUCGUCCAGCGACGAAUCCGUAUCCGUUGCUAAUUCGGAAAGCCCCUGGGAUAACUCCAGCGAUUAUUCCGAUGCCAGUUCGGAAAGCUCCUUGGAUAACUCCAGCGAUCAUGCCGACGAGCGCGUGAACGUUAUCGCAUACGUCGAACGAGCGCUAAUGAGCGGUGAAUCCUCCAACGACGACGACGACGACGACGACAACGACGAAAACAACGACGACGACCAGUUCGAUCCAGCUAUGUUAGCCGAACAGAUCAAGAACAAUUGGGCGCUAUACCAUCGCGACGUGCAGAACAAGCGCGAAUUCUACCUCGAGGUGUUGUUUCAAUCGAUCGGCGCUCACAAGGACAGGCCGUUUCCGCAGCUUCGCCAGAUCUACACGGCCAAGGAGCUCGACCAGCUUCUUCUGGACGCCGUGGAACACAACGGCUGCUCGAGGGUAUGGAGGCGCAUCGUCCCUUUGGUGGCGCGCAGCGGCCACAAGCACGUGGCCGAGCUCGACGACGCGGGCAAGCCGCUGCUGCGUCGCGCCACGGUCGUUCAUCGGGCGGCCCAACGCAGCUUGAAGGAAAUCAUGCCGCACCUGUUCGAGAUCUACGACGGAUCGUACGACGCGAAUUACGUCGACGAGGCGGGAGUCACGCAUUUUCACCUGGCCUGCAAGUACGGCCAUUACGAGGCCUGCGCGGGAUUCAUCGCCUCGGCCAACAACAAGGUGGACGUGAACGCGCCGACCGGGGCGGGCGACAGGCCGCUCCAUCUGGCCCUGUCGAGCCCGAACGACGACCCGCGACUGAUCGAGCUGCUGCUGCGCGCCGGUGCCGAUCCGAAUCUGGCCGAUCCGAGGGACGGCUCGACGGCGCUGCACCUCGUCUGCAGGAAGUACUCGCACGCGUCCGCGCGCAGACUGUACGAGCUGAGCGAGAGCCGCGGCCGGCCGAUGCUGGUCGACGCCGCGGACGCGCUGGGCCACACGCCGCUGCACGCGACUCUGCUGCAAGGCGGCGAGAGGAUGGACACGGUCGAGUUUCUGCUGAGACGCGCCGGCGCCAAUCCGAAUCUGGCCAAUCCGAGGGACGGCUCGACGGCGCUGCACCUGCUCUGCGGCCAGGGUCGCAGGUGCGACGCGUUCCUGGCGAGGCUGCUGUUCCAGGCCAGCCGAGGCGAGUUCCUGCCGCUGCGGCUCGACGCCCCGGACAAGGAGCUGGGCGACACGCCGCUGCACCGGGCCGUGCGCAGAGGCAACCGCGUCAUGGUACAGCUGAUGCUCGAGCAGGGCGCCCAUCCGCAUCUCGCCAAUCGCCGGGGAUUCACUCCGCUGCACUUGAUCUGCACGCGGGAGGCCUUGAACGGCGAGCGAAGAAUCGCGACGUGGGCCGUGGCGGCGGCGUUUCACCGGGGCUGCGUGGGCCGAGCAAGAGGAGGAGGAGGCGGCGGCCGCCUCUUCGAUUUCGUCGACGAGCCGGACGCCGACGGCAACACGCCGCUGCACUUGGCCGUGAGCAAGAAAAGGAUCGAUAUAAUGGAUUUUCUGCUGGAGCACGGUGCCGAUCCGAACGCCCGCAACGAGCUCGGAUCGACCGUUCUGCACAUGAUUUGCGAGAUGAACCAUUUUUCGUACAGCGAUUGGGCGACGUCGUUCUUCAAAAAGUGUCGCCGUCUCGGGCGACGGGUGCGGGUCGAUAUCAGGGACCCUUGGGGCCGGACGCCGCUCGAACGGGCCGUGGCGAGUCUACAACCGAAAGCGAUCGGCGAACUCUUCUAUAACGGCGCCGAUCUGUCCGGCUUCGUUUUUCCCUCUCUGAGAGACUUCGACAGGGACAGAACGGAGAAUGCGGAUUGUACGCCUUUUUACAAGAUGAAGUUGGCGGCCGGUGCUCUGGUCUGCGCCGAGCGCCUCGCCAGAAGAGGAUACCAGCUGGUCAUGAGCGACGUCUUGACGAUCAUGAGAAUUUUCGCCAGGUACAACUUGUUCGAGAUAUCGACGGAGAAUAUCAAGGAUCUGCGCGACAACGUCCAAUUCCGGGACCUCUCGAAGCUGAUGAAGUUCAAGCCGGAUCUGACGCUCUACGAUCUGAUCCGCUUGCGACCCGAAGAGGCGGCCAAAAGACUCACCUACAAGAACUACUACAAGUUCAAGAGUCGUCCGGUGAAGCUUCGGGACAUUCCACCGAGCUAUAGAUCGGCUUGCGGCGCGCAUCUGGCCGAGAAACUGUCGAGAAAAUUUUUCCUGGGCUGGGGCUUGGAUUGCUUCAUGCAGCUGACGCACCAUCGACUGCCGAUUCUUUGCUGCGAGAUGAUCAUCCGGCAUUUGAAUAACAAAGAUUUGUUUCUUAUUUGCUUGGUGACCGCGAUCAAGGCUACGAAAAAUUUAAAAUGGCAGAUGGAAAAUGUAGUUGAAUGUAAUGACGAGGAAAGACCUGUGGAAACUACGAACGAUUCGAGAUGGCAGAUGGAUGUCAUUAAACGUAAUAAUAGGAAAAGACGCGCGAAAGCUAACGAACAAUCUGGAACGGCAGAUCGAUGAUACAAAAUGUAAAAAGAGAGAAGUUGCGAAUACCGAUGGAUGGCUGGUCGAAGAUGUAGAAUCUAAUGAGCAAAACGCGUAAAAGCUACAAACAAUUUUAAAUGAAAAAAAAUAGUAUGUGCACCGAGAAGUUUCUUUUUCAUUCUUUUUACGAAAUCAAUAAAGAAACAAUUUUAUCGUCGAUUAAAGAACGUCUUGAAUACGACAAGCUUAAUACAAUAUUAAUUGUAAUUUUUAAUGUCUUGUAUCAUAAGAUUUUGCAUAUUUUCUGUGUUAUUCAAAUAAACAUAGAUAAAAAAAUGAAA
Trichogramma pretiosum is the source of this 4486-nucleotide messenger RNA. RefSeq lists its product as uncharacterized. Gene Ontology annotation, molecular function: protein binding. The record is from RefSeq and is a predicted model, not a curated record. Gene Ontology annotation, cellular component: cytoplasm; nucleus. Lineage: Eukaryota; Metazoa; Arthropoda; Insecta; Hymenoptera; Trichogrammatidae. The coding region runs from base 1650 to 4181 and encodes 843 amino acids. The transcript has 2 exons.